CCGAGCUUUACACGGUGAAGAAGAUCUGUGCAACUGUUUGUUCUGAACUUUAGUGGUCCUCUUAGAUAGCGAAAAAAACUACAACACUACAAUAAGGUGAGGUAAAACAAUUUCUAAAUACUCAUUUUGUCAAUCUUACUCCAAAAUCUUAUUCAGUUCUCGCACCGAUGGAACAACACGUUAUCUAUUACUGAAUUUCCUCGAGUCCGUGAAUUGAGUAAACUUCAAUAGGUUAACUAAGGCAGAGAUUAGAUUUAUUACCACGUGUUUCAAGAAAAACGGAUGAUUCAUUUGUAAAUACAUUCGAGCCAAAGUGUUGAUGCCGUUUGGUAAGUUACUUAUUAAAAACAACCUUCAGCACGGCCACCAAGUUCGCGUUCAUUGCGAGCGCUCGCACGAACUCCAGCCGAAGAUGUCUUCAAAUAGUGAAUGAAACUUUGUCAUUUUUUCGCUUCGUCAAGGCCAUGAAACUAAAAUAAACUGGUACUGAUAGCUUGAGGAAAAUUAUGGCGGCUUCUAUCAAUCGAAACUCACCAAACCUUGAAAUGAACAACCCCCGUACACUACUGUCAUUUUGUGUAAACUGAUUUACCCAAUUCUUUAACAUGAUAAUCGUUCGUCAGUACUGGCUGUAAUUUAGAAUUAUCAAUUGAAUCUAAUAUAUAUCAUAGCUUUAUCAUUGAUGCCGAUUGUCGAUAAAAAAAAAAGUAGAUCCGUUCAGUUCACCUGCUGGGCUCGAUAAUAGUUCAAUAAUCACUAUUUCUUAAAAAGCUUCGAAAGUAACGAAACGAAACCGGAAGUCGCAUGGCCAAUUUUAGAUCUCGAUACCACGAAAAAGAUAAGACUCUAAUAAUUAUUUACUCAAGUGAAAACAAAUUGAUUAGCUUUCGUUUCGUUUCUUCUACUCGGAGUGCUGAUUCUACAAUUUUUCAUAUCUUGCUAGUGUUUGCUAUUCUUCGCUGAGAAGCUAUUCAGUUAUUCUGCAAGGCUAGUACCGAUUGCUUGCUUUUCUGUUCGAAGUUCUUGAUGUUUACUACUAAAAAUUAUCCACCAAAAUCAAGAGAUCAUAAUCUCUUUAUCAAAGCUAAGGUUUGUCCAUGAUGCGCAGCAUCCGUUCAACCCAAAGAUUGCGGGCGCAGGGUAUGGGACUUUCCCUCGAAACAAAAUACCCAAUUGUUUACUUCCGCUCGGGUUCCCCAUAUUUUUCGGUAGUCGCAAUGGCAGCGUCUGAGACAAAACUACCUGGAAUCGAAAGCCAGCGUUUGAUAGUUUUAGCCACCAAUGACGCAAUAAAAGCUCAAAAUGCUUUUUUUUUUCGAAUUUCAUGAUAUGAUUUCUACCAUUACAUUUAGCGAUAUUGUUUCAUCACUUGUGUUUUCAAGUUUCCAACGGCAUGCGAAAUAUUCACGGAAGUCUUUACAGGAAUUGAAGUUUAAAUCACAUCAUCAUAUUGAUUCCUUUUUUCUCAGCAUGUCUUCACUCAGUCUUCUGGAUGUGGCCGUAGAAGAACGGAAGGAGGAAUUGGGCGAGAAGGCUGUGACUUUCGUUUUUAAAAAGGAAGACCAUGCGAAGAUUCUUCUAGACAACCUUCGCGACAUGCAGGCAGGAAAUGAGGGAAUCUUAACUGACGUGAACCUCAUUUCCAGAAGAAAAGACUCCGAAGAAAAGUUUCAUUCUAUGCUCUUAGCAGCCAGCAGCCCAAAUGUUAAAGAUCUUCUUAUGGCAAGGAGUGUCAAAGAUUCCGCAAGGGCCAUUUUGCUUGACGGAUUGACCAAAGAAACUCUCCGGUGUCUUAGAAAAUUCAUCUAUAAAUGUGAGUUUACGAUAGAUGAGGACACUCUACAAGACCUUCACAACUUUGCCGUUCAAUUUGAAAUUGAUGCACUCGCAGCUAAGUGUGAAGAAUUACAGGAUCAUCAGGGAAGGAUAAAAGUAGUACCUGACGAUCACGGAGAUGUGCUUUUGGAGCUAUUGAAUAUGUUCUUCGAGAAAGAACUAACCACAACAACCGUAGAAGACUAUCAGGGAAAGAUCCAGUUAGCUGUGCAUGGCCCCCUCGUCGCGGCUGCGUCACCGGCCCUUCAAGAUAUCAUUUUGCAAGGUUGUACUCCUCAAAGAAGGCACCCCAUUCGUCUGGGCAUCCAUGCUAAUGUUCUUCGUGAUUUCAUUGGUUACCUCUACUCGGCGAAAGUGACUCUGCAGCGCAAAAAUGCUGUUGGUCUUCUCAGAGCCGCGUGUACUUAUCAAAUACCAGCACUUUCUCAAGUCUGUUGUGAAUGGCUGAUUGCUAAACUGGACACCUAUGAUGUGGUGGGUAUCCUGUGCUUGGUUCGCGAAUUAGAUUCUGAGCACACUGCAGAUCUGGAAAGAAGAACAAAGAAAAUUAUCAUCACCAAUUUCAGUUCGUUAAGUGCUGAACACGGAAUCAAUGCUCUUGGCCUUGAAGACUUGAUGGAAAUCAUCCAGGAUGAGUACCUUGAAAUUGAAGAUGAAGAACAUGUCCUUCACGUUGUCAUGAAAUGGUUGGAGUUUGACGAAAAGAAUCGUCUUCCUCACCUGAGCAGGUUGCUGGCUUGUGUCCGCUUGGAACAUACAAGCCUUGACUUCUUGGACACUAUCCAGCAGGAUCCAAGAAUCGGACGCUCUCCUGAAUGCCUUGAGGUAAUCGAGGAGGCCCGACAUAGGCUAGCUGACCAAGGCCACUCCAUGUCUCACUCCAGUAGUCACGAUGAUGAAGGUUUCCAGGGGAGCGAAGAAUCAUAUGAUGGCGACUCCUGGCACGAGGAUCCGCGAGAAGAACUCGAAGGCUUGUCAACCGCAUCUUAUAAUGGAGAAGACUUUGAGGAUAGUAACUUGCGCGAAAGUGACCAUAUUGACGACUGUUAUAGCUGUUGCACAGGUGACAGCUAUAACAGUAGCCCACGCGAAGAUGAACAUGACGACAGUUACUUGCGUGACCGAUAUUUACGUGAUAGCUACGUGCACGACAAGUCUCCGCCUCGGCGUGACAGCAGCCCACCAGAUAGUUACUCGCAUGAUUACUCACAACGUGGUCAUAUCAGCUCCAACCCGUCUGACGACGAAGAGGCGAGCUGCUUGUCGGGCCCGAAAAGGAAGGAUGGCCAGCCAGACAUGCGCUUUAAGGUGAAUCGAAGGAUUUUCUGUAAAAGUGGAAAUAACAAAGAUGAUUCCCGGGACUUGAGGCUGAGGGAACAUAGGAGAGAGUUUCCUGGUCCGGAUAAGAAGAAUGGAGAACCUGAUAUGCGAUAUAAGGUGAAUAAGGAAUUAUUUGGAGCGUUGAGGAAAACGUCAGCAUCAAUUUCAACCAACGUACCAGCAAAGGUUCACCCAGUGAAGAAGGAUGGUACGCGUGACAUGCGGUACAGAAACAACAGAACAGCACUCUGCGGCUCCUCCUAUGUUUCAAGUUCCGCAUGUUCUGUAGUUACUGGUACGCUUACCGGUGGAACAAAAUCCUCUUUGGGGCCGUCCUUGGCUAAAGUUUUUACCGCGGGACCUCUGAAGAAAAACGGCGCACCUGACAUGCGGUAUGCGGUGAACAAGCAGCGUUUUGGUAAUCUCCCCGCCGCUACAACCAGCUCGCGAGGACCUCUUAAGAAAGAUGGGAAACCGGACAUGCGUUAUGCAGCGAACAGACAGUCGCACUAUCCUCCGCAAUCUCGGUCCCAGGCGCAAGGUCCAUUGAAAAAAGAUGGAACCCCUGAUAUGAGAUACAAGGCCAAUAGGCGAUGA
Messenger RNA from Pocillopora meandrina, 3753 nucleotides. NCBI's taxonomy places the organism in Eukaryota, Metazoa, Cnidaria, Anthozoa, Scleractinia, Pocilloporidae. The record is from the annotation of a GenBank genome assembly.